UUUUUAAACCUGGUCUUUGCUUUUUCAUUGUGAGCUUCUAACGAAAACUGAAUUCAUCAUGUUUUUCUUUCUGAAAAAAAAAAUUCAAAAAAGGUCAAGAGUGGGUGUAGUAGAUGAGAAUUCAGAAAGGCACAGAACAAAAGCUGGAUUGUAGGUUUCUUUGGCGUCACAGAUUGAGGAGACUUCUGACAUCUGUCCUUGAAGUUGGUGCUAUAAAGGCAGUUUGGGCAGUUGUGGCCAGAAGCUGUGCUAAGACAGACCGGCAAGUAGGGAUCAAAGGAAUUAAUUUACCAGGAAAUACUUAAAAGAACAAAAGGAGUGUGACUUUACCAAAUGUGUAGGGAAUAUCAUAAUUCUGUUCAAACUCUGCGUUCCUGGAGAUUAAAUAGCAUGGGCAGAAGGAGAUAUUUUUAAUGGUCCCAAGUUAAGUAAAGCUUUUAACUACCCACAGUGGACACAGAGGAGCGCCCUUUUCCUUUCUGGAAAGCAGUUUGCUGUGUAUUUAAACACUGACAGUGUCUCUCCUUAUAACAUUCUCCUCCCCAGGCAAAACAAGCACAGUGAAUCCAGGCUUUCCCCACAGGACAUAUUUCCUAGAUGUUCUCUGGAGCGACUUAACGAUUUGCCAUAAAAUUGUUAAGGUCCAAGUAGUUGUUUUCAGCUUGUGUAUUUAAUUUGGAAGAAAGAUUUAUGUGCCCCAAAGCAAGCCUGUUAUUUCCAGCUAUCUCAAUCGGUCUAAUAAAAGAUAUUACCUCAUCUCACAAACCUUUACCUCAUUUAGGGACUUACAUCAUCACAACUAAAACAGCUCUGCUUUUACUGCCGGUGCGAUAGACGCUGUGUCCUGUUCCCCCAGUGCUUCCUGUUGCUCCCACUUUGUGCCUCGCUGUCUCUGGGACUGCGGAUGGGCAGCGAGCUGAGGAGCCGAACAUUCCACCGAAGGCCUGCGUGUAGACCCUGAUGGUUGAAUGAAUGAAGGAUGAAAAUGCUCCCUGGAGUGGGUGUGUUUGGAACUGGCAGUGCUGCCCGGGUCCUGGUGCCCUUGCUGAGGGCAGAAGGCUUCUCCAUUGAGGCGCUGUGGGGGAAGACCGAAGAGGAAGCCAAGCAGCUGGCAGAGGAGAUGAACAUCUCCUUCUACACGAGCCGGACGGACGAUGUCUUGCUGCACCAGGACGUAGAUUUGGUUUGCAUCAAUAUCCCCCCACCACUGACUCGGCAGAUUGCUGUGAAGGCUCUAGGAAUAGGGAAGAACGUGCUCUGUGAGAAAGCUGCUACCUCCGUGGAUGCCUUCAGGAUGGUCACGGCUGCCAGGUAUUACCCCAAGCUGAUGAGCAUCGUUGGCAACGUCCUGCGUUUCUUGCCCGCCUUCGUGAAGAUGAAGCAGCUGAUAGAGGAGCACUACGUGGGCAACGUGAUCAUCUGCGACGUGCGGGUGUACGGGGGCAGCCUGCUCAGCCACAAGUACAACUGGAUCUGUGAUGAGCUGAUGGGAGGGGGGGGGCUGCAUACCAUGGGCACCUACAUUAUCGACCUCCUGACUCACCUCAUCAGCAGGAGAGCCGAGAAGGUGCACGGUUUGCUCAAGACUUUCGUGAAGCAGAACACGGCCAUCAGCGGGAUCCGCCACGUCACCAGCGACGACUUCUGCGUGUUCCAGAUGCUGAUGAGCGAGGGGGUCUGCUGCACUGUGACCCUCAACUUCAACAUGCCCGGAUCGUUCAUCCACGAGGUCAUGAUUGUUGGGUCCGCUGGGCGCCUCAUAGCUCGUGGGACAGACUUGUACGGGCAAAAAAACACCGCGCUCCAAGAAGAACUACUGUUUACAGACUCGCUGAGUGUCAACAAGGGCCUUUUGGACAAGGGCUUUAAAGACAUCCCGCUGCUUUACCUGAAGGGAAUGGUGUACAUGGUGCAAGCCCUGCGGCAGUCUUUCCAAGACCAGGAAGACCGUCGGACUUGGGACCAUAAACCUGUCUCUAUGGCAGCCUCUUUUGAAGAUGGUCUGUACAUGCAAAGUGUGGUGGAGGCCAUCAAGAAAUCGAGUAGGUCGGGCGAGUGGGAGGCUGUGGAGGUGAUGACCGAGGAACCAGAUGCCAACCAAAACCUCUGUGAGGCACUUCAAAGAAAUAACUUAUGAAUAUUCCUGCCUUGGAAAAUAGGACAGUUAACACUCUGGCUGUAAUGUAAAAAAACCUCUGUUUUUAAGAUAUGUAUAUUCUUAUUUAAUAGCCUGAGUUUCUUGGUUUUUUUUAAACGUGUAAAAUAAUGUUCUGAUAGGAACUGUUCUGGUUUAAAUUGUUUAAAGAGUUUUAAAUGUUUCUGUUUUUAGUAAACAUUUAAUUUUUGUCUUGGAGACUGGUAGGAAAACUUGAAUUGCCCUUUGCACUUGCAGUAGCUGAAGUGAAUCAUGGGAUCCCUGCCAUUGCACAGCUUGGAAAUGGGACACAACCCCUGUUGCACAGGUCUGAUUUAACCACGAGAGCAUGUAGAGCAAGAUCAGGGAGUAUCUGUUGUUCAGAUGCCUUUUUCUUCUCUCUGAGACUGAUUUACAUUUUAAUCCUCAGUUUGUAAAAUUUUAUAAAAGAGUUUAGUGAUGUAAGAGGUCUCUAAACUCCUGUAGGACAAAAAGUAGAAGGAAUGGAUUAGAGUUGGUAACAUAAGGAUCAGCCUUUUGGCUUCCUGCACGUGGCAAAUGUCUUUCAAAUUCAUUUAAACUGGUGUUUUAUUUAAAUGAUACUAUAACUCUCUGUUGUUGCUGUCUUGGCAGGAAAAUCUUCAGGAAGUCUGUGAUACAUUGUGCUAUUCUUCCAUAUCUGUAGACAUUAUUCCUUCUACUCAAGAGGCUGCCUGCAUCCAGCAGCUUUUUUUCCAUAAGCUGUGUGUCUGUCAGUUGUGUUUACGGCCUGGCAGCACUGGUGCCGUGCCUGUGGGGCCACGUUCUCAUUUCUGUGACUAUUAAUAAAUGCCUCCCAGGGUCAUGGGAUUGCCACGGUGUCGUGGGUAAUGAAGUCGUACAGCAUUAACCUUCCUGGGACCUGAAGGUGGAAGGAAGGAGGUGUUUCCUACCUCUUGCAGCUCUCUUAACGUGCUGUCUGGAUAACUGUCACACUACACCCAUCCUGAUAGUUGAGAGAACAGGGACUGAACUGCCAUGGGUAAAUCUGCUCCUGAUCUCAAACACUGGCUAUUAACCCUCUGGUCCUGCCCAUCUUCAUGUCCUCCUGCAGCUUGUGUCCAGUGGACAGAUUUGUUGGCAGAUGAUGGCUGGAAGUUCAUUCCUUUUGUGAAAUGUUUCUCUCUGAGGCAGGUAUGUGGAAAGAAUAGUCCAAUUUUAACUAUGUUUAUUUUGUGUACUUGAAAGCUUUUUUAAAAAAAAUGUUUUCCCACUAAAUUGUAACCCUGUGUAUUUAUGGAUAUUAACAUGCACGCUGCUGUUUGAUAAGCUGGACCUUCCUGAAAAGUAUCAUGUUUUCUACAGAAAUAAAAAGUUGUGUUUGUUGAGGACAUUCUUUA
Messenger RNA from Pseudopipra pipra, 3513 nucleotides. It is a transcript of the gene GFOD2, whose product is annotated as Gfo/Idh/MocA-like oxidoreductase domain containing 2. Gene Ontology annotation, biological process: extracellular matrix organization. The transcript is spliced from 3 exons. Bases 980 to 2137 code for a protein of 385 amino acids. Gene Ontology annotation, molecular function: nucleotide binding. The record is from RefSeq and is a predicted model, not a curated record. NCBI's taxonomy places the organism in Eukaryota, Metazoa, Chordata, Aves, Passeriformes, Pipridae. Gene Ontology annotation, cellular component: extracellular matrix.